ACCACCAUUCCCAAGUCAGGUCAUUCGAAAACUAACUACACUCUUUGUCAUUCCUUUCUUGCCAUAUACUUCUAUCCAAAAUGCAUGUUUCGAAUCUUGUCGCUCUUGCCAUCUUGCCCUCAGCUUAUGGACAGCUUAACACGCUAGCCAAGGCUGCCGGUCUCAAAUACUUCGGUUCCGCCACAGACAAUGGAGAAUUGACCGAUACACAGUAUACGGCCAUUCUCUCCAACACUAGUCAAUUCGGACAGAUCACACCUGGAAACACACAAAAAUGGCAAUACAUUGAGCCAACGCAGAACACUUUCAGUUAUACCCAGGGUGAUGUGGUGGUGGAUUUCGCCGAGAAAAAUGAUCAAAUUCUUCGAUGUCAUAACUUGUGUUGGUAUAACCAAUUGCCUUCCUGGGUUACCUCGGGCACAUGGACAAAUGCUACUUUGAUUGCCGUGUUGAAGAAUCAGUUAGUGGUUUUGCGCUCCAUUGGUUGAGCUUUAAGCUAAUCAUUUCUGCAGCAUUAAAAAUGAAGUUACUUACUACAAGGGCAAGUGCUACGCUUGGGAUGUCGUUAAUGAGGCAUUCAACGAUGAUGGUACCUACCGUUCAUUUGUCGUAAGUAUUUACAAUACUUCCUGUUGCCUUGAAGCAAUACAUGAGACGGGUAAUAAUACUAACUUCCUCAAGUUCUACAACACCAUCGGACCCGAAUACAUCCCCAUCGCAUUUGAGACUGCAGCUCUCUACGACCCAGAUGUAAAGCUCUACUACAAUGACUACAACAUUGAGAGCUCGGGCGCCAAAGCCACCGCGGCCCUUAACCUCGUCAAAUCGCUUCAAGCCCGCGGUAUCAAAAUCGACGGUAUCGGUCUCCAAGGUCAUUUCAUCGUCGGCGAAACACCCAGCGAAUCCGCGCUCGCUACUACACUCCGCUCCUUCACAGCCCUCAACGUCGAAGUCGCCUACACGGAACUCGAUGUCCGUUUCUCCAGUCUUCCACCUACGACUGCCGGUCUCGCUCAACAAGGUGUCGACUACGCUAAUACCGUUAAUGCCUGUCUUAGCGUUGAUGGCUGUGUCGGUGUCACCGUGUGGGAUUUCACUGAUAAAUAUUCGUGGAUUCCUUCUACUUUUAGUGGUCAAGGUGAUGCCUGUCUUUGGUAUUCUGAUUUUUCUCUUCAUCCUGCUUAUAAUAAUGUUGUUUCUGCUCUUGCGGCUGCGGCGGGUGUUCCGGUUGCUACUUCUACUAUUGCUCAAGUAAGUUAUCUUCUUUUCUUUUCUCUUUUUCGUGUUAAUUUCCCCACUGCCUGUUAUUCCCUAGCUGUUACCCCCUCAUCACCAAGUUGCUAAGUAGCAUCAUGAGGUCCAUCCCAUCCCCACCAAUCUCAACCCAUUCAGCACCAUAAAACCCAGCCCAUACUAACACCACACCCCAGACAACUCUAACCACAAAAUCCGCAUCCACUCCCACAGCAACAGCAACCGGAUCUACAGUCCCCCUAUACGGUCAAUGCGGUGGAUCGAGUUGGAAGGGAAAUACGGUUUGUGCGUCGGGUACUACUUGUAAGGCGUCGAAUGCUUAUUAUUCGCAAUGUCUUGCGAAUUAGAUUGAUUGAAGGGAAAGGAGAAGGGGAGUGAUUAGCUUGUAGAUAGUGGAUGGGGAUGUGGAUGUGGAUAGGGAAAUGAAUGUGUAUAUAAAUUGUAUAAUGAGAGAAGA
Sclerotinia trifoliorum is the source of this 1711-nucleotide messenger RNA. The record is from the annotation of a GenBank genome assembly. NCBI's taxonomy places the organism in Eukaryota, Fungi, Ascomycota, Leotiomycetes, Helotiales, Sclerotiniaceae.